GAACAACAAAGAUGGCAGGACUAGGAAGCAGCACCUACUGGGAAGACCUGCGAAAGCAGGCCCGACAGUUGGAGAAUGAACUUGACCAGAAGUUGGUCUCCUUCAGUAAACUGUGCACCAGCUACAGCAGCUCCAGAGACGGACGUCGAUCAGACACGUCGGACACCACCCCACUACUGAACAACUCUACCCAGGACAGGAUGUUUGACAGCAUGUCAGUGGAGAUUGAGCAGCUGCUGGCCAAAUUAACUGCAGUGAAUGACAAGAUGGCGGAGUACACCAAUGCCCCGGGAACGUCUUCUCUCAAUGCCGCACUCAUGCACACGCUUCAGAGACACAGAGACAUUCUACAGGAUUACACACAAGAAUUCCACAAAACUAAAGGAAACUUUUUGGCCAUACGAGAGAGAGAGGACCUGCUCGGCUCCGUCAGGAAAGACAUUGAGACCUAUAAGAGCGGCUCCGGGGUCAACAACAGAAGAACAGAGCUGUUUCUAAAGGAGCACGAACACCUGAGAAACUCCGACCGACUGAUGGAUGACACAAUAAGUAUUGCCAUGGCGACCAAGGAGAACAUGACCUCCCAGAGGGGAUUGCUGAAAUCCAUACAGAGCAGGGUCAACACAUUGGCCAACCGUUUCCCCACCAUUAACAACCUCAUCCAGCGAGUCAACCUGCGGAAGAGACGGGACUCUCUCAUCCUCGGCUCAGUGAUCGGCAUCUGCACCAUUCUCCUUCUCCUCUACGCUUUUCACUGAAAGCCGGGGCCCAGUGAAAACUUUGAGGAAGCAGGACUGAUAAGCUCUUUUAUAGCGUGGGACCCCCAGGAGACUGAGCUCGGUGACAGGAGGAGCCCUAAAGGCCCCUGAGCAGAAAGACACUCUCUAGGUCCAGUUUCGGGACAGACUUGACCAGCAUGAACUACUGAACUUGUAUUUAGCAGUGGGACAGAUGUGGGGGCUGGUGGUUGGGAUGCUCUUCUGCCAACAAGGGAACAGAUACCAAAAGUACAGAUUAGACUAGAGAAUCUUAUUUUAUUGAUAAGUCACUUGGAAAGAGAGUCUGUGGCGUUGAAAGCUUGAAGACACUGCGUGUGAUGCAUAAUUCUUUUUCGAAUGUGGAAGGAUUUUUAGUCUAUCAGUACUUUUUAAUUGAUGGAGAGGGAUUGAUAGUUCAUUGUGGGCUGUAAAAUGUGAAUUAAUAAAUUAUUCAUAUCAUUAUGUGCAAAACUGUGUGACACUAAUACAUACAAAUCAUAAAAAUGUUUUAAUAUAUAAUGUGAAAAAUGAA
This is a messenger RNA of Limanda limanda (common dab), 1290 nucleotides long. RefSeq names its product golgi SNAP receptor complex member 1 (gene gosr1). Lineage: Eukaryota; Metazoa; Chordata; Actinopteri; Pleuronectiformes; Pleuronectidae. Gene Ontology annotation, biological process: endoplasmic reticulum to Golgi vesicle-mediated transport; vesicle fusion. The transcript has 9 exons. Gene Ontology annotation, cellular component: cis-Golgi network; SNARE complex; Golgi medial cisterna. The record is from RefSeq and is a predicted model, not a curated record. The coding region runs from base 12 to 758 and encodes 248 amino acids. Gene Ontology annotation, molecular function: SNAP receptor activity.